GCGAGGAGACUGGUAAAAGCAAACAAGAUGGCAGCUCAAGUGAGGGUUUUGCAGCUAAAUGCAGGCGAGAAUUUGGAGAAUAAACUCUACCGAUUGCAAAAAGGAUGGAUUUUGCGUUUUACCUUGGCUCCAACCCUACAGCCCUAUAAUGCUCAUUUAUACUGCAAUCAUCCAAAACCUGGACAGCCCUUUGUCAGGGAUCAGUACAACAAGCUCACAUGGACUUGCUCAACCAAAGGAAAGUGUGAUAAUGGUGACCGAUAUGCUGAAUUAAAGGUCCACCAAGCUGGAGCAUUUUACUUUUUCCUUGUAUAUGACGGAAAAAUAAAUCAGACUGAUAAAGAGAAUAAAACGCGUGGAUAUUUCACUGUGGACCCAACACUGUACAUYAACGAUAAUGAAACACUUCCCUUAGACUGCAUCAGUCUCCAGACUGUCUUAUCUAAAAGCCUUGGACCUCUCUCACAGUGGACGGACAGACUACGCAUUGGGAAAGAAUCAGGCUACAAUAUCAUUCACUUUACUCCACUACAAGAGCUGGGAGAAUCCAAUUCAUCUUACUCGCUGUACAACCAACUAGAGCUAAAUCACCUCUUUAGUGAGCCUGAGUCCAAGAAGAAAGUCACUCAAGAUGAUGUCAAAAAGGUCAUUGAUAAAAUGCGAACUGAAUGGGGGAUGUUGUCAAUCGUUGACAUUGUACUYAAUCAUACUGCUAACAAUUCAGCGUGGUUGUGGCAGCAUCCCGAGUGUGCAUACAAUGUUAGCAACUCACCUCACUUGAGGCCAGCCUUCUUAUUGGAUAGACUGCUGUGGCAUUUCUCUUGCGACAUUGCCGAUGGUAAAUAUACUGAGAGGGGGGUCCCCCCUGAAGUCGAUAAUGAACAUCAUAUUUACUUGAUUGGGGAAAUACUCAGAAAUGAGCUCAUUCCUUCACUAAAACUGUGGGAAUUCUACUGUAUUGAUGUGGAUCAAGCAGUUGAAAGAUUCAGGCAAGGUGUAUUGAAGGCCAAGAAACAAUCACCAACUAAACAUAACACUACAAAACUCAAGAUUUGUCCGAGUUUGUCAUAUGAAAGACAUGCGGCAAUUGUUAAUAUUGAAGCAGCAUUGGAAUUGUUUAAUGUUGAGAGAUCGGGCGUAUCUUCAGAGAAAGAGCGAUUACAGCAAUGCUGCGAUGCAUUUAAAGAUCACCUGAACGCCAUGAAUGAAGAUAUAAAAUACAAUGGCGUCUAUAGCCACAUUGAUGCAGCGAUAAGUCAUGUCCAGAACACUAUACGAUAUGAGAGGCUACAAGACCAUGGACCUAAACACCCUAAAGUUACACGAACURACCCGUUGGUAACAAGAUACUUCAUGGUGCCCAAUAAAGAUACUGCCUCGAUAGAAGAAGACGAAAAAAUCAUGGAUUCUAGUGAUAGUAAGUACUGUAUGGCCCAUCACGGGUGGAUGGUUGGUGGUGAUCCUCUGAAAGACUUUGCAGCCCCUGAUUCUAAUGCUUAUCUAAGACGAGAAGUGAUUGCAUGGGGUGACAGUGUUAAACUAAGAUAUGGUCAAAAACCCGAGGAUGCGCCUUUUUUGUGGGACCAUAUGUUGAAGUAUACAAAGUUAUGUGCAAAUCUCUGUGCAGGUGUACGAUUGGAUAAUUGUCACAGCACUCCUUUACAUGUUGCAGAGUACAUGYUAGACGCAGCGCGGCAGGAGAACCCGGAGCUGUACGUAGUUGCCGAGCUUUUCACUGGUUCUGAAUUUCUGGACAACRUAUUUGUGAAUCGUUUCGGGAUAACGUCUUUUAUAAGAGAGGCCAUGUCAGCGCAUGACGCACAUGAAGAAGGUAGGCUCAUCUACCGGUAUGGAGGAGACCCAGUUGGAGCUUUUAUGGAUCCCUUAGCGACCAAGCCGUUUGUACCGGCAAUYGCACAUGCUUUGUACAUGGAUGUCACGCACGACAACGAAAAUCCUAUAAAGGUUCGUUCAGUGUACGACUCUAUCGCAAGCUCUGCCUUAGUGUCCAUGGCAUGCUGUGCAUCGGGAAGUAAUCGAGGUUACGAUGAACUCGUACCACAUCAUAUUCAUGUUGUGAAAGAGGAGCGACUAUACAAGUCUUGGCCAAACAAAAACUCGAAAUUGCCUUCAGAGGCCUUUGUUACACCUACGUCGGGCAUCGUGCCGGCAAAACGGGCGAUCAAUCAGCUACACAAGAGACUGGGACUAGAGGGUUACUCACAGGUUUACGUGGACCAGAUUCAUAGCGACGUCCAUGCCAUCACGCGUCACUGUCCAGAUAAACGUAAAACUGUAGUCCUAGUCGCUCACUCGGCAUUUCAGCCACCACCAGAACAUUUGCUACCAACAAAGGCAAAUAUGACGGUCAAGAUGCAUGGAAUUCCUCCUCUCACUAUACCUGGCGAUAUUGAAGAAGUGAUUUUCGAAGCCAUGUUGUUCAGGAAAGAUGACGUCAAGACGUUUGAAAAAGACAAUAAGUUUAUCAAUGGCCUCGAGUCGCAUGAAGUAAUGAUGCAGGAAAAUGUUCCUAUUGGUCAAUCGAAGACUUGCAGAAUAGUACGACGAGAAGGAGCCAACAUGUGUGAAGUAUUUUUUGAUCACUUCUCUCCUGGAAGUGUUAUCGCAUUUCAAGUUGUUAUGGAACCGAAAGUUACCAAAGCAUUGGGUCAACUACGGUCGCUUUCGUGCGAGCUUUAUGGCAACAAAACCGCCAACAAAGAAAGCAGUGAUUCCGUUAAAAAUUUGGUAUCCAUCUUGAAUAACCUGUCUUUAUCCGACUUGAAUCGUGUUCUUUAUCGAUGUCAUAACGAGGAAGCUGAUGAUGGCAAGGGUGGGGGAGUAUAUACCAUACCAGACUAUGGGGCAUUGACUUACUGUGGCCUUCAAGGAUUUCUAUCGGUUCUUACUGAYGUCCGACAGAACAACGACCUCGCCCAUCCAAUCUGUAGAAACCUACGGGAAGGCAACUGGAUGAUGGAUUACGUCGUCAAUAGACUAAUGGACGUCCAUGGCACAAGACCUUUGGCAGUGUGGCUAGAUAAAGCAUUCAGCCUUGUCAAGGAGUGCCCUCGUUAUCUUGUACCUUGUUACUUUGAUGCCAUUAUCACGCCUCUAUAUCUCUUGGUUUUGAAGAGGGCAUGGGCCCACAUGUCGAAAUUUGUCCAAGAAGGGUCAUCUUUUGUCAAGUCACUGUCGUUAGGCUCAGUUCAAUUUAUUGGCCUGACGCGCUCAGCUAACCUCCCUACCUUAUCCCCCUCAUUGCAACAUGGUCCCAGGUCAGGAUCCGACAUACCAACCUUGAUGUCAAUGGCGGCCGGACUGCCUCAUUUCUCGACCGGAUUUAUGAGGUGUUGGGGCAGGGAUACUUUUAUAUCAUUAAGAGGAUUAAUGCUGACAACUGGUCGGUUUGCUGAUGCAAGGCAUCAUAUCCUUGCUUUCGCUGGCUGCUUACGUCACGGACUCAUUCCCAAUCUCCUCGAUUGCGGAAAAAAGCCAMGAUACAACUGUCGCGAUGCAGUCUGGUGGUGGCUUCAAUCUAUCCAAGAUUACUGCAACAUUGUCCCUGAUGGUCUAAACAUCCUUAAAGACAAAGUCUCRUGYAUAUUUCCUACCGAUGACUCUGAGGCAAUUCCGCCUGGGAAAGUGGAGAAGCCCCUUCAUGACGUCAUGCAACAAGCAAUUCAGCGUCAUUUUGUCGGCGUCCAAUUCCGAGAGAGGGGAGCUGGGCCUGGACUCGAUUCCAAUAUGAAAGAUCAGGGUUUCAACUUGUCUAUCGGUGUAGACGAUAGCACUGGGUUCGUGUUUGGUGGAAACGAAUGGAAUGCUGGGACAUGGAUGGAUAAAGUUGGGGAGUCAACUUUGGCUGGAAAUGCUGGCGUACCGGCCACUCCAAGAGAUGGAACUGCAGUCGAGAUCAUAGGUCUCUGUAAAUCAACGGUUCGAUGGCUGGCAGAGUUGAGCAAGUCGAAGAAGUUUCCAUAUUCYGGAGUUUCAAAGAUAUACGAUGGCUUCRCGGUUGGUUUGACAUACGCAGAAUGGAACGCAAAGCUGGAUUCGAACUUUGAGAAACAUUUCUGGAYCUCAGACAAUCCUGACCCCUCCCUAGAGGGUGAGAAGGCGUCCCUGGUCCACAGACGUGGUAUAUACAAAGAUUCCGUUCGUGCAAGUCAUCAGUUUGCUAAUUAUCAACUUAGACCCAAUUUUUGCGUGGCUAUGACAGUGGCACCCGAGAUGUUUACUCCUGAACGUGCAUGGAAAGCAUUAGACGUGGUCGAAGAUGUUCUACUUGGUCCUCUGGGCGUGGCAACACUUGACCCUCAGGAUUGGGCCUAUGAUGGUAAUUAUGACAAUGGUACCGAUUCGACUUCAUACAAGAGUUCUAAAGGGUUUAGUUAUCAUCAAGGGCCGGAGUGGGUGUGGUGUAUYGGACCAUUUUUAAGGGCACGMCUUCAUUUUGCCAAAAUACUACAAGAACAAGAUSUCCUUGCCCAGACAAUUACCAAAGUACGGAGGAUUCUAGCUCUACACAAAGAACACAUAAAUGCCUCCCCCUGGAAAAGCAUACCUGAGUUAACCAACGCCGGGGGAGAGCCUUGCCAUGAUGGAUGCCCAGCUCAAGCAUGGUCCAUCGCUUGUAUUCUUGAUGUCCUUUAUGAUUUAGAAAAAUAUUGCCAAAAUUGACCUUAGAAUUUAUGAUGCUAGUGUACUACGACUAAUUAUGUACAACUCUUAUGUCAGCCCACCUUUUUGCGAAGGUUUGCUGCCAUCCAACAUGACGAUGAAACCAAAACGGGAUCCUGCAAUUAAACCCCGGUCAAGAGCAGCUGGGAUUCCAUGGAUUAGUUAAAACAUCUUUAGAAAACCUGAUUGACGAAUUUUCUUUGUUCCUUUUUGUUGCUACUGUCCUUCAAUAUAAUGCUAUUUAGAUUAAAAUACGUGGACAUUAAUCGCAUCUUGUACUCGAUCCCAUAUCCACAUGUAUCAAAGGAUAAAGCUUCCAUGUUAACCAUAAAACGGGAUUAUAAAAAAAAUAAUCGCUUUCUGUAUUAUACUGAUUAAAUUUACAUAGCUCGAAUAAAAAAUACAGGGAAUUUACA
This is a messenger RNA of Exaiptasia diaphana, 5099 nucleotides long. Its product is annotated as glycogen debranching enzyme. Lineage: Eukaryota; Metazoa; Cnidaria; Anthozoa; Actiniaria; Aiptasiidae. Bases 28 to 4683 code for a protein of 1551 amino acids. The transcript has 25 exons. Gene Ontology annotation, biological process: glycogen biosynthetic process; glycogen catabolic process. The record is from RefSeq and is a predicted model, not a curated record. Gene Ontology annotation, molecular function: 4-alpha-glucanotransferase activity; amylo-alpha-1,6-glucosidase activity.